UACUGUAACUUCGGACGAAGCCAGAGUUUGGUAUCAACACAGUCCUAAGACUGAACACUUAAGAAAAAAGAAAAAGGCAUACAAUUAAUAUAACUAUGGCACUUUAUAAACUGAAGAGAGGAGGGGCCUUUGUUGGGACACUUACAGUUUUCUUUUGUUUAAGCUUCUGGUAUUACUCAAUUCCACACAAGACAAUGAAGAUCCCAACAGAAAAUCCCCCAAAAACUUCAGAAAUCCAGAGGAAGGUUGAUGGAAUUUUAAGCCAAAUAGAGAACAUGAUAACAAAGGUUACUUUAUUGCAUAAGGACAACACCACAUGUGCUGAAAAAAGCAAAGCCACCAUUGUAAAUCCUAAAAACAGUUACUGUGUCGGGGACAAUCUGGUUGUACAAAUUGACAUGUUUGACUAUUUGGGUAACAGAAAAAAAUAUGGAGGAGACUACCUAAGAGCAAGAAUCUUUACAAAAGUUCUUAAUGCAGGAGCAAGUGGAAGGAUUGAAGAUUUUCAUAAUGGAACUUACCAUGUUCAUUUCACUCUCUAUUGGGAAGGUAAAAUUGAUUUGUCUAUUCUUCUCAUACACCCAAGUGAAGCAAUAUCAGUACUUUGGAAUAUACGAAACUCUUGGUAUGGUAAUGUAGAUUACAGUGGCAAAUUUACAAAUCAAAAUAAGCAAACUGAAGCAAAGUGUGGAUUUGAUCUCAAUAAAUCAGAGGAACUUUGUGAAUAUAAUGACCAUAGAGAUGAAGAAUAUUUUUACUGUAUGAAACCUCCGAACUUUGAGUGUGACAUGCUUACAGAGAUGAAAAGUUGGAUUACUGGUCGUUCGAAACUGACAGAGCAUGAAGCAAGCCUCUUUGACAAGUCCAGCCUCAGAGUGGAAAUACUAAAAGACUUUGAGAGUGUUACUGUAACCAACUGUAAGAAUAAUUCAGACACCAAAAACAAGGAAAGAUGUAGGAUUGGAAUGAAAUUAGAAUAUCCCAGUGGUCAUUCUAUGAAUAAUGUUUGGAUACCUCAUGCAUGUAGCAUGAAGACUAACCACAACUUGGAAGAACUUAAUACAUGCAUGCAAGGAAAGGUUAUAUACAUAUUGGGAGAUUCAACCCUGCGACAGUGGAUGUUGUACUUUAAAAGUAAACUGAAUGAAUUGACAGUUUUGAACCUUUAUGAAAGUGGCUGGGCACAAAAGAUUUGGGGCAUUGAUGUAAAGAGGAAUAUGAGAAUAAGCUGGAAAAGACAUGGCAACCCAUUCAUUAGCAGUUCAUACCAGUCUUGCAGAGAGGAUCGCACCAUUCCACGAGAAAUCGACUUAAUUGGAGGACAUGAUAAAACUGUAAUUGUCCUUAAUAUAGGUUGUCAUUUUAGGUCUUAUCCAGUUCACCACUUCAUCAGGAGACUCAUCAACAUUCGAAAGGCAUUGGUGCGUCUUUUCCGACGAAGCCCUCAAACUAAGGUUAUACUUAAAGCAGAGAACCUUAUGUCUUCAAGCAUUACUCAUGAAUUAAAUUCCGAUUUCCAUGGUCUUGUUCACUACUUUGUAUUUGAACUUAUCUUUAAAGAUCUAAAUGUUGGAUUUGUAAAUGGUUGGGACAUGACAAAUGCAUUUGAUGCAAACAAUGUUCACCCCCCUCCAGAAUACAUUCAAAAUGAAGUUGAUUUAUUUAUGACUUACAUCUGUUAAUGAACCCAUUAAACACUUUUCAUAAUGCUAUGAAAUUAGGGCUUUAGCAGUAAUGUUAGAAGUGUUCAAAACACCUCAUACAACCCAACAGGUUGACUGGGUAGUUGCCACAUUUUUAGAGGUGCACCUAUUUCCAGGGAAAUCUGCAGUGCUUUUUAUUUAUGUCAGUACCAAACAACCCUUAGGCAAGUAACAAUCAUUUGAUCUUGACUAAAAAAUGUCUUGUGUGAUAUUUGUUAUUUAGGCCCAACUAAUUAUGUAAGUAAGUAAGUAAAAAGCUGUGCAAACCUAGCAGAAUAAUUAGUAUACAUGAAUAAAAUAAGUAUUUUUACUAACUAUGGUAGUCUUACACAUACACAUUUAUGUCCCUCUUGUGAUUUUCUUAUGAUGCCUAAGACUACCAUCUUGCCAGAACUGGAUCUGGGCAUAUUGUGAAAAACAGGUGACUGUGCUUUGUACCUUGCCCAGUUUUUUUAAUAGUUCCACCACCUACUGUACAUGUCCUUACAGUAAAGGUGUUGCAUUACUAUGUAUGUAUUCAUAUUUAGUUUAAAAUGCUUUAUUUUUCUAUUGCAACUUUUGUGGAUGUUUAAAAAUAAAAUAAUAAAAUAAUAAAAAUAAUUUUUAGAGGUAUGACCACAAAAGUUAUACAGACAUAGAAAAAAACCCUCUGCAAUCAUUUUUAAUAUAUCAAUGACAUUAAGAUAUUUUUCUCAUUUAACUAUUAUAUUUCUUCGCCUUUAAACAAAACAGGGAGUGUUGUCCGUGUAUUGAAAUAUCUUUUCAAGCUGGCCAACUACAUCAGUAAUCCCUAUUGUAGCCUGUCCUACACUGACUUAAAAGGACUUAUUUGCUUUCUACUAUUUUAUAAUGCAUUUUUCAAAAGGGCUACAUUUUACCUGCAACUUUUUUCAACAUUCAAAAGCCCCAAGUGGUUGCCAUUUAUAUUCUCACCCCCCAGCCUGUGUAUCAGAUUAGCAAUUAUAAUAACGAAUUGUUGCGUGCCUAACAAAUUAGCACAAUGAUAUUACCUUUACCUCCCAUUUUAAGCCCUAUAAAUGACACUUUAUGAUAUGAUGUGAAGUGAGCAAUGAUUACAAAUUAUACAAGAACCAUUAUAUGCAAAUUCAUGUUGGUUUUACAAGGCAUAAUUAAGGAAGCAUAAAAUUGUCAACUAUCAGAUUUUGUAAAUAAAAAUAAAGAGAAAAUACAUCUAAGCCUUAUUUUAUAUGGAAUUCCAUCUCCUCUGACUAUAAAGCUAUAACUGUGUGUAAAGCACUAGUGUUAGGACUCGUGGGAAUUUUUUAUUUAAGCGAAACUAUCAUGAAAACAAGCAUUUUAUAUAAUCUUCAUCUCAUGGUAAUUAAAAAACAUUUAAUUAAACUUUCAAUUAAGUAUAAUGUACUGUUUCUAAAACAAUCAAUUUACUCUUUAC
Messenger RNA from Xenopus tropicalis (tropical clawed frog), 3117 nucleotides. It is a transcript of the gene nxpe2.2, whose product is annotated as neurexophilin and PC-esterase domain family member 2 gene 2. NCBI's taxonomy places the organism in Eukaryota, Metazoa, Chordata, Amphibia, Anura, Pipidae. The record is from RefSeq and is a predicted model, not a curated record. The transcript is spliced from 6 exons. The coding region runs from base 96 to 1682 and encodes 528 amino acids.